Messenger RNA from Nematocida major, 1440 nucleotides. RefSeq lists its product as uncharacterized. Lineage: Eukaryota; Fungi; Microsporidia. The coding region runs from base 1 to 1440 and encodes 479 amino acids. The transcript has a single exon. The record is from RefSeq and is a predicted model, not a curated record.
AUGGACGAAAUGUUAGAAGGAAAUCGAAAAACUAAAGUGCUGCUUCUAGCGGUUUUGGGCGCAAUAUUGUUCCUUCUGGGCUUCGCCGGGGGCGUGCUUAUGUCUGCGCUGAUUUGGGGAAAUGCCGAGGAGGCCCGUGGGAAUCAGCAGGCUGUGCGCCUGGAAGGCCUGCCUCCUUUGAGGGCAAUCCUGGGCCACACAGCUCCUGCCGCCAUACAGCAUUUUUUCAGCGACCCAAGGGUUUUCAGCGCCGUUCUUGGGCUUGAAAAAGAGUCCCUUGACUCCUUAAAAGGCCAACUCGAAGACCCAGGCAAGAUGGAGAGUUUUUUUCGCGAGAUGGCCAUAUGCGGGAAGGACUUGGGCUCAAGCCACACAGACUUUUUUGGCGCGCUGGAGUGCUUGCAUGGGAUUGCCAAAGGCAUGGAAGCACAUGCGGACCGCGCUCUAGAGGCCUGUCUGCUGGAGCACGGGGAAAAGCUGGUAGCCCACCUGGAGGCGCUUUUUUAUUUAGAAAAGGAAAAAGAGCAUCUUGUGACUGUCCAGUCCUACAUAGAAAGGCUCUGCAUGUCUGUGUUUCGGGCCAUCUGGGUGCUGUGCAAAACGUGCUUUGUCUCUGGAAGCGCCCUGCCUGCAGAGAACGUCGGCGCCUUUCCUCUCGAAGAAACGCGCCAAAGCGUGUUUAAAGUCGACAAAGAGGCCCAGAGAAUGCUGUACGUCCGGGCCAGCGCAGAGCCCAACGAUAACUACGUGGGGUUUGCUGACGUUUUUUUGCGCGAACCGCUUCCUAUGCAGCGCGUGUGCUACGUGGACAACGCAGAGCAGAGACAGAAGCCCGUUGUAAUCCCGCAGGCUCCCGCCCAAAUAUCGUGUGCUGAGAUAGUAAGGUACAUUGCAGACACACACAACAGGCCGCAGGACCAAAUCCACGUUUUCUUGUUCAGCCUCAGCACGCGCACCCUAACAUACACAAGCCCAGAGAGCACGGAGUACUUUAGCACGUGCAGCGAUGCUGAGGAGAUUCUGGUUUUCUACUACAUACCAAAAAGCACGGCAGAAAGCGCCAGCCUUGCGCUUGUGGAGUUCAGGCCGCCUGAGGAGAGCGGCUCGGCGCAAGGCAGCCCCGUUGUCUAUCUCCCGCUCUUCCUCAGCGGGCCAGUGCCUCUGCCCGACUGCGGCGCGCAUGAAACGGGCUCCGCCCGCCCUCCACGCUGCAUUGCAGACCUAACAGAGAUGGAUGAGGAGGCCGCGCUGGUGCUGCCUGCAGAAAAGCCCGAGAGCGGCCACUCGGCGAUGGCAGUAGACUUAGGCAUUUUAGACAUUUUAAAAAUAACCAGGGCCUACAUCAUUUCGCCUGCCGCGGCCCUUGAUGGCGAGCCCUCGGACAGCUGCUACACAAUUUCGUACACAACCCGAGCUGUAUGCGCGAGAGGCAGCAUGUAA